This is a messenger RNA of Cololabis saira (Pacific saury), 1076 nucleotides long. Its product is annotated as vesicle transport protein SFT2B-like. Gene Ontology annotation, cellular component: membrane. Gene Ontology annotation, biological process: vesicle-mediated transport. NCBI's taxonomy places the organism in Eukaryota, Metazoa, Chordata, Actinopteri, Beloniformes, Belonidae. The record is from RefSeq and is a predicted model, not a curated record. The coding region runs from base 144 to 629 and encodes 161 amino acids. The transcript has 8 exons.
GCGGUACUGCAGGCGGAAGUUCUGCACCUGUUGAUGUGAAGUCUGUCUUCAAAACAUUCCUGCUGCGCGUAAAACCAGCCACACCUGGAGACUCCUGCAAACAUCGAGGGAUUUAACUUCUCCUGGACUGAAACACGGGGUUGAUGGAUAAACUGAAGAAGGUUCUGAGCGGCCAGGACGAUGGCAGUGAUGGGAGCAACAUUCUGGAGAGAGCCAAUCAGGCGUCGACGCUGGCCUGGGGGACCAGGAUGAAGGGCUUCCUGAUCUGCUUCAUCCUGGGAGCCUUUAGCUCCAUCCUGGCCACGUGUCUGUUGUGGAUCCCGGGGUUCGGACUUCCGGUGUUCGCUGUCCUGUACAGCGCCGGGAACCUCUGCGCGCUGGCCAGUACCUCGUUCCUGAUUGGUCCGUGCCGCCAGCUGAAGACCAUGUGUGCCCCGGAGCGAGCCCUGGCCACCGCCAUCAUGCUGGUGUGCCUGGUGCUGACGCUGUGCUCUGCCUUCUGGUGGAAGAACAACGGCCUUGCGCUGCUCUUCUGCAUCCUCCAGUUCCUGGCCUUCACCUGGUACGGACUCUCCUACAUCCCGUUUGCCAGGGACGCCGUCAUGAAGAUGUUCUCCCUCUGCUUGUAGCGUUGCUGCCCCUCCCACCAACCAGCUAGCAGGACUAUCUUACGGGCCCUCGGCCCUCGUUACCGUGUCCGUUCACACGUUUCAACGUCGCGCCUUCAUUUCCACUUGAAUUCUUCUUCAGCGGCUUCAACAUUGAUUAAUUCUGGUUGUUUUUUUUAAUAUUUUUGAUCACGUUUUUAUCAGUUAAAUGAGUCUCACAGACGUGUUGCUCUGGACACAUCUGGAUGCAGAUGUUGGAAACAUUGUCAGUUUUAGGUCGUAGACGCCGUGUUUGUCAUGUUUAGCGUCGGUCAAAGGUCGUUUCAUGAAUCUCCGAAGGUCAAAACGCUCAAAUACUGUCCAACAUUUCACUCUUAAGCUCUGAAAAUCAAACCUCGUUCUGACGAGUUUUCUUUUACAUCUUUUACAUUUAAUUAAAUUAUUUCAAAAAUAAAAACGUAUAUAUUC